UGUGAGCGUCAGUAUGGGAUGGAAAGAAUGGGAGGGGAGAAGAACUAAAGUAACGAACAACCCCGAAGCUCCGUAGUCUACCUGCCAGGGUUGAACAGAGAGAGGCAGUGUUUGGGAGAAAGGCUUUUACACAGAGGCAGUGUGUCAGUUCGACCGGAGGAGCAAAACGAGUGGGGGUGCACAAGUUCCUGUGAAGGACAGUGCAGUACCUCAGCCCUUGUGGAGGGGAGAGAGAGAUAGUGUGUGCUGGAGUAAGCCUGGGACAGACGGAGAGAGGCAGAGGGGAGCAUGUGGAAGGAGGGUGAGUCUGAAGGGCUACAGACGCUUGGCAUUGUGGUGGUGCUCUGCUCCUUGCUCAAACUCCUUCACUUCCUGGGAUUCAUCGACUUGAGCGACGACAAGGUGGAAGAUGACUUAGAGAUGACGACGGUGUGUCACCGGCCUGAGGGGCUGGAGCAGAUGGAGGCACAGACCAACUUCACAAAGAGAGAGCUGCAAGUGCUCUAUCGUGGCUUCAAAAACGAAUGUCCAAGUGGUGUUGUCAGUGAAGAUACAUUUAAGCAGAUCUACGCACAGUUCUUUCCACAGGGAGAUGCCAGCAUGUACGCACACUAUCUCUUUAAUGCCUUUGACUCUGCUCACAAUGGAUCUGUCAAAUUUGAGGAUUUUGUGACAGCUCUCUCAAUCCUGCUGAGAGGGUCAGUGAGGGAGAAGCUGAGCUGGACCUUCAACCUGUAUGACAUCAACAAGGAUGGCUACAUUAACAAGGAGGAGAUGACUGACAUCGUGAGAGCCAUUUACGACAUGAUGGGCAAGUACACAUACCCAGCGCUGAGGAGAGACGCACCACGGCAACAUGUCGAUGCCUUCUUUCAGAAAAUGGAUAAGAACAAAGAUGGAGUUGUAACAUUGGACGAGUUCAUGAUGUCUUGUCAAGAAGAUGAAAACAUCAUGCGAUCCCUGCAGCUCUUUGAGAGUGUGAUGUAAGAGGGAGGACGGGCGGUUCAAAGACCAUGAACUUUGUAUUUGAUCCUGAGUCUGGGGCUGAGGCAGGAGUGAACUGGGACCCCCUUCCACCCUGGUGGAGAGCCCAGGACACCGCUGUUUAUUCACGGGGGUGGGGGGCCCUGGACAGACCCUGGAGACUCAGGGGUUGGGUGGGGUGGGGUUGGGGGUUCAGAGCUAGAGGUCUGAGGACUGGAGUCUCCUGUCCCACUUUUUUCUAAUGCAUGUUGUUGUUUUCUCGGUUUGUCAGGAGGACAGGCGUCAUGGGUGAGUGGGUGAGUGGUACUUUCAUUUUUUUUUUCAACUUUUUGUUGCCUAUAGCAAACAAAGAAAUAAAAAAAAAUAAAAAAAAUGCCAAGCAAAAAUCAAGCUAGCAAUCUUGAUUAUGGGCUGCACUGUAAGACAAUCCUACACUGUUCAGUGCUUAGCCAGUUCUUUAAAAUAUACAGCUGAUAUCAGGAUGCCACUUUGUAAUGUUGCUGUGAAGAAAACAGAACAAUGAAAAAGGUAUAGGCAAAUAAUGAGCAACAGGCUGUCGCUUUUCAACUGCAGCAGUUUAAGUGGAAUACUGACUUUCUGACCACUCUGUAUAUAAAGGCAAACAUGAAAGGUUUGCAAUGCCAAAAUGGCUUUGUAGCAAUACUCGUCCUUUAAAACUGUGCUUGUUUUCAAACUAGCUAUAUAAAAUAUUGCAGCUACGGGUAAAUAAAGCCAUUAAAUACUAUUUUACAUUUUUAAAGUCAAAUUGCAAAAUGAUUUUCAAACUUUGUGAAGCAGACAUUGGAACUUAGUAAAUCCUAGCCUUAUUAUGAAGCCCUGUGCUUUAUUUGAUGCCUUAUUAAUGUUAAUUAAUACUGUGCAUUGAGUUUAGGAGCCAGGGCCACUUGGCAGUUACACUGUAGGCUGAUUGUGCAACUACAUACAGUCACAGAGCCGUACUUCUGUCUGACACUCCUGUUUGUUAGCGUCAGUCCAGUUCCUAGUGUGCGCAUAAAAGAACAGCAAAAUAGGCGUGCGAGAGCAUGAUGGGUUUCAGGGCAUCUUGUCCUCAGUAGUAAAUAAAAGCAUGAAAAAAAACUAGGGAGGGUAAAAUAAAAAUGUGAAUGUCAUUUUAUUUUCUGCUCUACUAUUUAGCCGUAGAAUUAUUUUUAAGAACGCACCUGCAUGUUGUUUGGAUAAUGACAUGGCUGUCGACAGCAAGUCCUCGUGAUUACAUCUUGAAACAUUCAGUUACAAGUUAGUUGGUAGUACGGAUACAGUGUGUAUGUUAUGUGGGUUUGUGUGUAUGCUUGCAGGCACGUCUCAUCCACUUAAGACUUCCACCAAACAAAAGAUUGACACCACAGUGAUUCAGAAUCACAAAUUACAAUUUAAAGUCGGAUGGAGCAAAAAAUGUGCGUGACAGAGGAUUUUAAUGGGAGGAGGCAGUUAUUACUCCUCAGUGACGUUUAGCUUCUGUGAUCCACAUCUUUACCACAUGAGGAAAUAGAUAUAUAGUGUAAUAUUAGUAGCAUUGUUGUUAUGCUGUAUAUUAGGAUUGACUUACAACAUCAUUGAUGUGAUGCAAGUCGAUCUGGUUCAGUGCCAUAUCUGUCUGUCACCAUUGCUUUCAAUUGCCUUAAUCAAAGCUGCUGCUUUGUAAUGCACUGUCAGCAGUUGACAGACCUCAUACUGGCAAGAACAGAGCCAUGAAGCUUUCUGAACUGACCAAGUAUGAAUUUUGCAUUGAAACCGCAUAGUUCUAUAGUGAAAAGUGCUAUUUUAUUACAUUUCAUUGUUUAUUCAAUUACAAAAUCUAUAUUUGUGCAUGUAAUUAAUGGCUUUUUGUUAAUGAAUGCUACUUUAUUUAUGCUUAAUUGAUUUGUUUCCUAUGCAUACACCUGUUUGUAACAGACCACCUCAAUAUUGCUGGUCUGUUUUAGCACCUUUAGGUUUUAAAAGAAAAUGUUCUGCCGCUGAUUUUUUUUCUCAUGAAUAUGAAAUAAAAUAAAGCAUUGUCUAAAGAUGUGCCUGUGGGCAUGUGUCGGCAGUAUAUAUAAAAGCAUGGAUGAGCGGGAGUGUUUGCCUGUGUUUCAGCUGAAAGAAGCCAAGCUCUGUUCAUAUUCGUUAGAUGGUCAUAUUGUAAUUCAAAAUCCCCCCCACCGCCCGACUGUCCACCCGCCCAAAACCACUCCCCCAGAAGCCACAGUCUGACCUACUGAACAAAUCGUUUCCUGUGUUUAUAAGUAUGUUUGUGUAACUUCCUGUGGGUUUUGUGUGGUCCUGUCUUUUGUUCCAACAAGAUGUUAUUAUUUGUUUCAACACUGGUAAAAAAAAAAAAAACUCCACCAAUCCACUAAAACCUGAGACUGGAAAUCAUAUGAAUAUUACUAGAGUUCUGUUAGAGAAAAUACACCAUUCUUAACAUUUUGAUUAAAUUGUUCAAAUAGUACUUUGGGUACUUGGUUCAUGCAAGAAGUAGUGCGCCCAAACAAUUUAGAGUUGCCUACAGUACUAAACAUUACUACUGGCACCCUGCAUUAUAAGAAACUGUUGGCUAUGCUAUUGAGAGUGGGUUGGGUUUUGCCUCUUUGUCUACAAUCUAUAGUCCCUGUCUGUGUCUAUGUGGUAGUCAGUUUGUGCUCUGUCCUGGAGGUGACCAUCUGGUUUCUCUGAACAACGAUAUUAUUAUUGAACACUGUGAGCCUCUCAGACAAAGAAAGAAAGAAAGAAAACCUGUCCAUGAGAGUUUAGGAGUCCAAGCCAUGACAACACGUUGAGAAAUACUCUUUCAGAGGUUGUAACCCCACCAAUACAAACCCAGAUGGGGGAUUUCAAACCAGUGCGAUCCCAUCAGCUUCAUCCACUCAUCAAUGGUUUUGGUUAAUUCACUGAAUGAAUCUAAAGAAAAAAAAUGUAUUUUUUUUCCUGCUGAGAUGUUGUACAAAGAAUAUUUAACAAUAAACUUU
Messenger RNA from Polyodon spathula (Mississippi paddlefish), 3953 nucleotides. Its product is annotated as Kv channel-interacting protein 1. NCBI's taxonomy places the organism in Eukaryota, Metazoa, Chordata, Actinopteri, Acipenseriformes, Polyodontidae. The record is from RefSeq and is a predicted model, not a curated record. The transcript has 8 exons. Gene Ontology annotation, cellular component: voltage-gated potassium channel complex. Gene Ontology annotation, molecular function: transmembrane transporter binding; potassium channel regulator activity; calcium ion binding. Bases 289 to 987 code for a protein of 232 amino acids. Gene Ontology annotation, biological process: regulation of potassium ion transmembrane transport.